Messenger RNA from Penaeus indicus, 4751 nucleotides. Its product is annotated as inactive dipeptidyl peptidase 10-like. Lineage: Eukaryota; Metazoa; Arthropoda; Malacostraca; Decapoda; Penaeidae. Gene Ontology annotation, biological process: proteolysis. Gene Ontology annotation, cellular component: plasma membrane. The coding region runs from base 158 to 2455 and encodes 765 amino acids. Gene Ontology annotation, molecular function: dipeptidyl-peptidase activity; serine-type peptidase activity. The record is from RefSeq and is a predicted model, not a curated record. The transcript has 17 exons.
GGUGCAAGAUGAUGACCAACAGCAUGGAGCAGAACGACUGGAAAGUUCCUCCCGACAACACCGUCCAGGUGGUUGAUCCUAUGGGCAUGAACGAGCUGGACUUUAAAUAAUACCCAAGUUUGUACUGCAGGCAUAUUUAGCCUACAUUGCUUACGCGAUGGCGGAGGAUCAGGAGGCCGACGGUCCCAAGAGAAACUGGACGGGCAUCCUCAUCUCCCUCGGCAUCAUUACCUUCGUCCUGCUCAUGGUCACCAUCGCGACCCUCCUCGUGGGCGAACCUCCGCCCACCUUCUACGGGCGGAGACUCGUGAUAACGGAUCUCAAGAAUCCCGCCUUCGUCGCCGCCGCCAUGGGCACGCAGUGGGUCACGGGUGAGCAGUUGGCGUACGUGUCUGAAAAGAAAGGAAUCAGACUGCUCAAUGUAAACACAAAUGUCAACAUUACUCUCGUCACAAAUAUCGCCUUGCACCAGACGGGGGCGGCCGAAUUUUCUGUCUCUCCCAACAUGCGCUACGUUCUCCUUGUCCAUGACGUCAUCAAGGGUCGGCUGUUCACUUCGACCGCCGAAUACAGUGUUUAUGACGUCACGACAGAUCAUUACUACCCCCUGAAGCUCUGGCGGCAGGAGGUGGGCCACCCGCGGUACCAGCACGCGGCGUGGGUGGGCGAGGCGGGGGCGGCGCUGGUGGUGGUGAGCGAAGGCAACAUCUUCUACCUGCCGUCGCCCAACGCCAGCCCCGUGACGCUCACUUCCGACGCCACGCCUGACAUCCUGUACAAUGGGGUCCCCGAUCUUCUCUAUGAAGAGAUCCUGGGUCAGGGCCACGCAGUCUGGCCGUCUCCGAGCGGGGACUACGUCGCUGCCGUGUCCAUCAACAACACCGGCGUGAGAGAGCUGCCGGUCCUCGUGUACGCCGACAACGUGUACCCGACGGUGCAGACGCUACGGUAUCCCACGGUCAGCACGCCCAUCCCGGAGGCGUGGCUGUGGAUCUACGACCUUCAGAGCAAGCAAGUUCCUCCGCCAAGAACGAGACUCAUUCCACCCGAGCCGAUUGAAGACUCUCAUUACAUCGUGGGCGUCGGAUGGGUCAACAGCACGGCUGUGUGGGCGUCGUGGGCGUCCCGAGACCAGUCCUCUGCGGUUCUGGCGACUUGUGAAGCGCCAGCGUGGAACUGCUCGCUGGUGCACGUGAACCACAAGGACGGGGGCGUGUCUCCCGUGGUGCGGUCCGUGGUGUGGGCGGGGAGCUGGGCCGUGUUCCCGUGGUCGGUCCGGACGCUGUCGGGGUCUUGGCACAACCACGUGGCGCUGGUGGGGGCGCGGGAGGGUCGCCACGCCCCCCUCACGCUGGAGGACUAUCACGUGGUGGAGGUGCUCGGCUACGACACGUCCGAUGACCUCGUCUUCUUCCGGGGGUCAGAGCUGGUGAACGGAGCGGGCCGCCAGCAGGUGUACAGCGUGUCGACCAUGAACGAGAACGUGGCGUGCCUCACCUGCCACCUGGGCUGCCCCUUCGUCACGGCCUCCCUCAGCCCCACCUUCAUCGGGCUGGCUGUGGCCUGCACGGGCUCGGACCCCCCCUCGUCCCACCUCGUCUCCCUCGUCACCAACGGAUCUUCGGUCACGCUCCACAGCCAGUUCGGCCUCAGAAUCGCCCUGGAGGACCUCGCUCUGCCGGUGGUGACCUCGCACGACGUGGCCCUCGCCCCCGCCCUCCACGCCGCCGUCACCCUCACGCUGCCGCCGGGCUGGAGCGCCGAGGACGACACGCUCCUGUACCCUCUCGUCGUGCAGAUGAAGGGCCCAGGAGAGCAAAACGUAGACGAAGGACCCUGGCACUUGGGGUGGAAGGAGUACCUGGCGUCGGGGCACCAAGUGGCACAUGCCAGCGUCCAGCUCUGGGGUGCCGAUCCUUCCACACGGGCAUCUACGCAUACCCUGGCACAGUACCAGGCUAGGGUCAUUCAGAAAAUGAUGGAGCAGUUUGACUUCCUGGACCCGCAGAACGUGGCCGUGUGGGGGUGGGGGCCAGGGGCGUCUCUGGCACUCGACGCUGCGGCACUGGCACCUGAUCUGCUCAAGUGUGUUGCCGCUGUUAACCCGGUUACCGACUGGCGGGCGCAUGGCUCCUUCUGGGCCGAGCGCCUCCUGGGCGCGGAGGACAGCGAGGGAGCCGGCCGCCGCUACGAGGACAGUGACCUGACCCGCCUGGCGCCUGACCUCGGGAGCAACCGCGUGCUUCUCGCCCACGGCACGCGGGACCCUGCUGCUCACCACGCCUUCCUGCUGGCGCACUCCUUCAUCGCCGAGGGGUCCUACUUCACCCACGUGGUGUACACGGACGACGACUACAUGCUCGACCUCAACCGCUACCACCUCAUCAAUGCCUUCAAGUCGUUCUUCUUCAGCUGCCUUCAUGACCCUCUGGUGUACGAGCAAGAGAACAAGUGAGCGGCUUACAGGCCCCGCGACUGUUGUUUCACGAGCACUCGCUUUCUGUCGAGUAAUUACGGGUGAAGAGGAGCCUUUCAGUAGCAAUAAUCAUCGUUCCCUCCCUUUUAUCCACCUCCUUACUUCUUCCUCCUGAGCCUGAAGGAGGUAGGAUUCUCUUCGUCGCGGCCCCCCGUCCUGCUGGGUCCUGGCCUGAUGGAUGAGUAACCAAGAGCGUUGUCUAUGAGGUGUUUUUCUACGUUGUUGAUGAGGAGAGCCACGUGACGACAAUCCCUGCUGAGUGGCCAAGUGAGACGUUCGAGCCACCAGAGAGGCGUCAUACCUCACCCUCGAGCCUCAAGAAACAUGCGAGGCAACGAGGCUCCCGUCAGGUUUCGGUCUUCCUCCGAGUGGAGGCGAGAGGCCGACGGAGGCGGGGCCCACAAGUCUCGUUAUGCCUACGUAAACUACGUUGUUAAGACUUCAUUUGUUACUAAUGAUUACUCCCUUAUGUCCCCUAGUCAUCGGUAUCGUUGUUUUUGUUUUUUUUGUUUCUUAGUAUUUCGCUUUUUCACAAAUUUCCCUCAGUAUUGCAUCGCCUCCGUAGAUCCAACCCCACCGUGUUUACGUGUGCAUGUUUUUUAAGAAAUGUAUCUUUUUCGUAUUCACCGAAUGAAAUCCAUCUCAAUCAUCACGGUUAAUCAAAAAGUUCGGCCUUCUCUUUUUUCUAUUCCUCUCUCAAACGCGAAACUCAAGGUCCAAACCCCACGGACCCUUUGCCUUAGGCUGAAAAUCCUUUCGAGUUCGUUGAACACGUGAGAACCGGUCUGCCUGCUUCCCAGAGGUCCUGUGAGAAAGUGCCACAGAGGGAGAUAGGGCCUCUGAGUCAACAUUCUGUGGUGCUUCCCUGGGCCGGCGCCAGUGUAUCUGCUAAUCUGUAAGUGUAGACAAGACCUGUACGGGAGGAAGAGCUUUGAUUUCGCCGCCAUGCUCGAACGUGUGCAGUGGCAGCUUCUGAUGUGUCGCUGCUCUCUGUGUCUCUGUUACUGGUAAUGAUGUAAGGACAGCCGUGUCUCCAGCCACUAGAACUGCGGUACAAGGUAGACUCAUAGUAGAUUUUACCCCUCGAACAAGUUAACUUUUUUCUAUUGUUCAAAUAAAAAAAUCUCUUAUUCGCAUGCAGAUUAUUUUUACCAGAUGAAGGAAGAAAGAAAAUAGUAAUAUAGUGUCGAUGUGUUAAGUCCAGAGACAGGGCUUUUGAUAAAGAAGAAAAGGAAUGUGGUUGAAAAACAAAAACAACUGGCUAGGUUCAUCUAGGUUUCUUCUCAGGAACUAGAAUUUAUCCUCAGUCAGACUCUUCUUUGCAUCGCUGCUGCCGAUAAACAUUCGUUUUUUUACCCUUAGAGAGCAGUCCCUUAGUGUUUUUUCUAAGGGUGACUACUAAUGUAUUAUGUAGAUAGAAUGGAAGCAGGGUCUUAGGAUAUUGCUUAUAGCAGUAUCUUUUGUACAGUGUUGUACAAUAUCAAAGUAUGUACAUAUAUACCUAUUACAGUAAAGUACAUUUGUUAACAUAUUGUUUCCCCUGAAUAGUCCUGUUAUCCCGACAAGAGCUAUGGUCUAUGUAAGUGUACAGUGUUAUGGCGUAAUGUAGGUACUUUCCUAAGGUAAGGUUCACCUCGGAACAACAUCAAUAGCUUCUACAAACUGGCUACAGGUUAUCGUUUCUUCAUGAAAUGAAAGAUAAUCAAAACAUGUGUGAAAUCUCGCGAUUCAGUUAGCAACAGCUGUCCCCAUCCCGAGUUACCCCACUCUCCUCUUAUCGUAAAUAGUUCUACUUUGUUCCAAAGGCCUAAAUAGCAGAUAGACCCUCCUCCCUUUGCUUUGAGAUUAGAAUGACAUAGACAAAAUAAAGAUGGCGGAGAAGGGGAGAGGAAAUAUGAGAUAUAUUAUUUUCUGUGUCCAUUUUUUUUCGGACAGGCCUACCUCGAAGACAGCCUCCAGUCUUUGUGCGUUGUGGAUACUCGUUCACAUCCGCAAGCAAAAAUACUGGACCACGCUUCUGAGCCCCUUGCUGGUAGACCUCCGAGAAAGAAAAAUCACAAAACAGACAAGAAAAGACAAGUAUGGAGAGACGAGAACCUUAAGCCACUCGAAGGCAAAGGAAGAUGUGUCAUGUUAUACAGGAUUUGCUCAUGUUAUGUAGUUUAGUGUGUUUAGGAAGGACACUGUUAUGUGUGAACUGUGACCUUGGGCUGUAUCGUGGCGCAAGGUCGAUGCCAAUCCAGAUUAUCUAGGCUUUAAUAUAUAUUUCAUAAGA